UCAAAUGUGAAACUCUAAAUCCAAAAUUUGUUUACUUUGAAAAUUGUUUGUUGAAAUCGGUGAACCGUACGUACAAGUACAUGUCUGUGAAAGCCAGGUUACUUCAAGAUCCCAUAACUGAUAUCAAGUUUCAUUUGGCGAUUUACCAACGACUUAAUGGAUACAGGCCGUUUCUGUACAAUAUAACAGUCGAUGCCUGCAAAUUCCAGAGAAAUCGGAAAAAAUACCCUGUAGUAAAGUUCUUUUUUGAUAUAGUAGAACCCUAUUCGAACAUAAAUCAUACGUGUCCUUAUAGUCAUGAUGCAACAUUUGAUAAAGUGCCAGUCACAUAUAUCGAUCAUCGAUUGUCAAAUAUUCUUCCAUUUCCCAAAGGCGAUUACAUGUUGGAAACCAAUUGGUUUGCCUAUGAUAUUCAUCGAGCAGCGGUCAAAUUCUAUGGAACCCUUUCAUAAAUUAUGGAAAAACUACAAAUAUAUCACAAAAUCAAUUUGUUUUGGAAAGAUAAUAAAUGAAAAUCAGGACAAUACUUCCACCCUUCUGGCUUAAAUCUACACCAGGAAUUAAGGCCAAGACGAUGGCAAGAACUAACCCCCUUUUUGGGAACUCGGUCUCUAUUAAAAUAUGCGCAUAUGUAAUAAGUAAACCGCUAAGUAGACACCGAUAGACGACCAAAAACCUAUCAACCACUUAACACCCAAUUGAAAAGUGUGACCCAGUUUUAAAAGGAAGAUUUGGCAAGCGUUUAAUGUAAUUGCCAAAGUCCAUUUGCGGCAUCGACAUAUCGACAUAUGAGGAAUAUUUUGAAUGUUUUUCAAAGCAUCAGCAGCACAUAUGGGAGAAUCGAAUUCUACGUAAUGGAUGCCAUAAUUCCGCGCUAAUGUUGCAAAAAUGUGCAAAGCUGGAAAAGCGGCUCGCAGCAGCACAGUGACAACAAUGGAAACUAAGCUCAUAAAUUACCAUGACAAUGGAAUUAUGCUCUCUAAUCCACCCCGAAAAAGUUAUUGAACUCUCCAGCGAUCUAAUAGAAGCGUAAAUCUUG
Messenger RNA from Drosophila serrata, 1039 nucleotides. RefSeq lists its product as uncharacterized. The record is from RefSeq and is a predicted model, not a curated record. Lineage: Eukaryota; Metazoa; Arthropoda; Insecta; Diptera; Drosophilidae.